Molecule: messenger RNA, 1300 nt
Organism: Hibiscus syriacus
Lineage: Eukaryota; Viridiplantae; Streptophyta; Magnoliopsida; Malvales; Malvaceae
Product: proline-rich protein 4-like
Exons: 2
Coding region: 67-1191 (374 amino acids)
Source: RefSeq, a predicted model, not a curated record
UGGCUUUUGAUUUCUGAUCUGCCAAUCAGCUGUUUUGGGAGAGACACCGUACAAGCUCGAUUCCCAAUGCAGGUCCUCCCGGUUCGAGGAGGCGCACUUGUGUGCUGCUUUCUGUACUUAUUUGUUGUCGGUUUCUCCAAUGCGGAUGGCAAAACAGUCGAGGUUGUUGGGGUUGGUGAGUGUGCAGAUUGUGCGGAGAAUAACUUCGAGACUAGCAAGGCAUUUUCAGGGCUUCGUGUAAACAUAGACUGCAAGCCAAAAAAUGGGGAGUACUUCAACAAACGAGGUUCGGGUGAGCUUGAUAAAGAAGGGAAUUUUAAGGUUUCACUGCCUGAGGAGAUGGUUAAAGAUGGGGAAUUGAUGGAAGAAUGCUAUGCGCAGCUUCAUAGUGUGUUGGAUGAACCUUGUCCCGCACAUGAUGGCAUAGAGUCGGUCAAGAUAGUGUUGAAGUCCACUAGCGAUGAGAAACACAACUUUGGGUUGAAAGGAAAGCUCAGAUUCUCACCUGUAACGUGUGCUUCAGCCACCUUUUGGCAUCAUCCUCCAUUGCCAAAGUGGAACCAUCCUCCUUUGCCCACGUUUCCCCUUCCCCCGUCGAAUGGGUUCCACUUCCAUCAUCAUCAUCCAAUCUUCCCUCCAAUCUACAUGAAACCUCUUCCACCAUCGGUUCCGGUGUCUAAACCUCCGCCAGUUCCAGUAUAUGAAAACCACUUCCUCCACCAGUUCCAGUAUACAAGAAGCCACUUCUUCCUCCAGUUCCAGUACAUAAGAAACCACAUCCCUCUCCAGUUCCAGUCUAUAAGAAACCACAUCCAUCUCCAGUCCCAGUUUACAAGCCUCCGGUCUAUAAAUCUCCUCCGGUCCCGGUAUACAAGAAACCACUUCCUCCACCAGUUCCGGUAUAUAAGAAACCAUUUCCUCCUCCAGUUCCUGUAUACAGGAAACCAUUACCUCCACCAGUUCCAGUGUACAAACAACCUCCGACUCCAAUCUAUACAAAGCCGCUACCACCACCUGUUCCUGUAUACAGGCCAAAACCGCUCCCUCCACUUCCCAAAAUCCCACCAUUCCCUAAGAAGCCAUGCCCUCCCCUUCCCAAGAUUCCUCCAAAGUAUUUCCACCACCAUCCUAAGUUCGGAAAAUGGCCUCCAUUGCCACCAUUUUCUCCUCAUCAUCCCUAAGCUUUUGUAGCGAUAAAGCAUAUCCUUUUACACUAUCAAUGAAGGCUAGUGUGUGAAGACUGCAUGCAAUAAAAGUCUUCUGAAGGAAAGACGAAUGAAGAAAAAAAUGUUUAAAUUAA